Molecule: messenger RNA, 2217 nt
Organism: Cinara cedri
Lineage: Eukaryota; Metazoa; Arthropoda; Insecta; Hemiptera; Aphididae
Source: the annotation of a GenBank genome assembly
CACACACACGUCGGCGUCGGCGCGAGCGCAAGUCAUCGGUCGUGUUCGGGUAUUUUUUUCUCUCUAAUCUAUUAUCAUUUCUUCGUCUUCGUCUUCUUCUACCACUUCUCCCCUCCUCCCCAUCCCGUCCACCCCGCGCCCACCGCCGUCGUCACACGUCCUUUUAGUUCCUUGACCGGCCGUUCAGUGUCGUCCCUGUGCGCCGCCGCAGCAGUUUUUCGUCCGCAUUAUCUAUCGAUAUUUAUAUUUAUCUAUCCACUAUCAGUCGUCUGUGCGCGCGCUCACGUGCGUGUGUGUGUGUGUGUGUGUGUGUGUGUGUAUUUUUUCCCGGGCUUUUAAAACCGGGCCAUUAUAAAUACGGGGUGCACGCGCUCAACAGCAUUCAGUAUUCGAUCGGCUUUUCGUCCGAGACGACACUGUGCACUCUGCUCUUCCGUCGCACACGACGCUUACGCACGGCGCUCCGGAUUCCCGCGGACGUAUUAGUUUUGUUUUUUUUUUUUGUUAUUUAUUUAUUUUUGAAUAAUAAAAAAAAAAUUUAAUUUUUUCGCCGCCUACGCUGUCCGAUAAAACGAUACCGUAUUUCGAGUCGAAUAGUUUCGUUUAAAUUUUUCGAAAAUUUUCUCUCACGAUGGGUUUGGAUCCGACCGGACUUUACUGAAAAAAUAAUAAUAAUAAAAAAAACCCGAUCCAACAUCCGUAUCGAUCAUCGCAAUCGCCGAUCGCUACUUUACCGCAAAAACACGCCAAAAAAAAAAAAAAACAACAACAAAUUUUCAAUCACUUUCGUCAAUCCGACAACAAAAACAACAAUCAGAAAAAAAAUCGUCAAAAUGUGCGGAGGAGGACCGAAACUCGACCCAACUGGCCUCUACUGACCAGAUCGCGACCGGAUGCUAAUCAUCGUCGUCGGCACACGCAAACAAACCAACACACUCCGAAACAAUGCAUAAAUCAGGUAAGAGUCGCGGUUUAUUUAUUAUUUUUUUUCUACCUAUCCGUCGUUAUUAUUGACCUUAGGCGGUGGUAGGCGUAAAUUUUCCGGCGAUUUUUUCCGUCUCGUUUUCGACUGGCCGUGUACCUAUUUCGAAUUUUCGCGAUUUCAAAAACCGUAUCUCGGAAAAUUUACACGGCGAUUUUCGUUUUUAUCCCGAAAUGCUGUCUGUGACGCGUAGACGCCGAGGAUAUCCCGAAGGUCGCGCCGGUUCCUGCGGAGUAGGUUAAUAAUAUCCAACGACCGGAAAGCGGCGUACAUAAUAGCAAUAAUAUAUAGUAGGGUUCCUUAACCUGUCGCGGUAAAUCGCAAUCGAAACGAAACAAAAAAAAACUAUACAAAUCUCGCGUCGAGCUGCCAGCAAUUUACUAUACCUCGCGCGGAUAUUUAGGUGUGCGUUCGACGAGCCGCGCUGCAGGAAGUCUGUGGGCUGACGAAUAAAUAAUGGGCCGAAGUGGGCGGGAAACGAAAAAAAGUCUAAUAUUAAAAAAAAAAAAACCAUUUAUGUCGUUUUCCGAGCCCGAAAAAAUAUUUUAUAAACAUUGUGUUUUUUUUUUUUUUAUAUAUCGAUUUACGACGACGAGAUUUUUCCGCGAUCCGAAAAAUUGUUUUCCGCGUGAUAUUCAUAAUUACCGACCCGAACACUCUCCGCGCGUGUUUUUUUUUUUUUUUUUUUUCCCCAUAAAGACAAUCCACUGACUAACAUUCGGUUUUUUUUUUCUACGCAGGUUUACGAAAAAACGCUCUUUCCGAGAUCGUCGCGAUGGCCCCGAAAGCCAUCGGCACCUUCUAUCGCGGCACCAUCAUCAGGCAUCCGUAUUGGCCUCAGACGACGGUCCGCUGGAGACUACGAGAUUUCAAUAUUUUCCAACACUAGGCGCGAUCAAAUAUAUUAUUCCGUUCAAUUUCCUCAGCAUCAUCAUCAUCAUCAUCUCUAAAGACUAAACCUACCGACGACGACGACGACGAGGAGGAGGAUGAACGAUUACGUAUUAUUGUAGUGCCCGGCAUUAUUAUUAUUAUUAUUAUUAUUAUUAUUAUUUUUUUUUUUUUUAUUAUUAUUAUUCGACUAUUUAGAAUCUCAAAAUAAGUAGUCGAACGAUACAAAUUUGUUAAAUUUUUUCUGUUUUUUUUUUUUUUUUCAUUUUCUAAGAUUUUUCAUUUUCCUCCUCGCUACCUUUUCUCUAUACGUAUAUAAUACUCGUAUUUAUAUAUACCUAUCU